Molecule: messenger RNA, 1224 nt
Organism: Prionailurus viverrinus (fishing cat)
Lineage: Eukaryota; Metazoa; Chordata; Mammalia; Carnivora; Felidae
Product: transmembrane protein 132B-like
Exons: 4
Coding region: 1-1224 (407 amino acids)
Source: RefSeq, a predicted model, not a curated record
AUGGCUGUAUUUGAUGAUAGCGCCUAUGGGGAGGCAGGGCAGUUUGAAGAGGUAGAUAUGCCAGAGGACGGGCGGGAGGAGAUGCACCAGACCACCGUGCGUACAGACAGUGCUCCUGAUGUCCUCUCCCCGCUCUCUGACUCCAUCCUGGCCGAGAACACGGUGAUCGUCCUGGAUGACCGCGUCACCAUCGCCGACCUGGGCAUGCAGCUGGUGGCUGGCUUGUCUCUUGCCCCGAAGCCUCACAGAGCGGACAAAAGAGCCAUCGUCUCGAUGGUGGCUGCCCAGGACGUUCCCCGAGCCCCGCAGCAGGUGGUUUUUCUUAGUUGUUGGAUUUUGUUCAGUGAUGGUUCGGUGACACCCUUAGACAUUGACGAUCCCAAGGAUUUUUCAGUUACUGUGUCAUCAUUGGAUGAAAUGGUGGUGUCUGUCCAGGCAAACCUUCAGUCCCAAUGGCCAGUUGUGGUUGCACAGGGUGAAGGGCAAGGUCCCUUGAUUAAACUAGAGAUGAUGAUUAGCGAACCCUGUCAGAAGACCAAGAGGAAGAGUGUUCUUGCCGUGGGUAAAGGAAACGUCAAGGUCAAAUUUGAACCAAAUGUUGAUGAGCACCUAGGAGGCACCAACGAUAUCGAGGGCAUCAGUCGGGAAUACAAAGGCCACUUCAGUAAUUCCAUACAGCGUGAAGGAAACCAGGAGAGAGCGGUUCAGGAGUGGUUCCAACAUGGCGCCUCUGUUGGCCAAGAGGAACGUAGCAACAGAAGCACAACCCCACAGUACCCCCUGGAAGGAAAGGAUAAGAAGUUGCUCAAGAGUGGCGGUCCAGACUCCUUCACAAGCUUCCCCACUCAAGGGAAGUUACCGGAACCGAAUAAUCCCAGUGACCUUACAGUGACCUCGAGGGGGUUAACUGACUUGGAGAUCGGCAUGUACGCUCUGCUCUGUGUCUUCUGCUUGGCCAUUUUGGUCUUCUUAAUCAACUGUGUGGCAUUUGCUUGGAAAUACAGACACAAAAGGUUCGCUGUGAGCGAACAAGGCAACAUCCCCCAUUCCCAUGACUGGGUCUGGCUUGGGAAUGAAGUAGAACUUCUGGAAAACCCCGUGGACAUCACCCUCCCGUCGGAGGAGUGCACAACCAUGAUAGACAGGGGGCUGCAGUUCGAGGAGAGGAACUUCCUUCUCAACGGCGGCUCCCAGAAGACUUUCCAUAGUCAAUUACUCUUUUAG